CAACGCAUGCGCGUGUUUUGCUGUUUGGUGCGUUUCAAUUGGAAAAUUCACGUGAUUUGUGUUUCUCCUCUCUUCUCUGCUACUCUUGUCAUCGGUUGAAUAUUAUGCUGCUCGUACUCUCUGAAGAGCACAAGGUCCACCUGGGGUUCCUUACACAAGUCGACGUGGAAGUCGUCAAGGAGUUCUGCAAGAUUUCAUUGGAGUUCAUCAGGAGAGGCACCAACCCCAAGCUCUACCAGUCUGCCGGCCAAAAGCUAGAAGUGGAUCCACAAACAGUCCAACAUGGGGUGGAGGGGCUCAUGUAUCUCAUCACAGAGUGCUCAAAGCUCAUGGUGAGUGAGAUCGAUUUCCUGGACUCUAUCAUGGUACUGGGAUUCUCAGAGGAACUAAACCAACACUUGUUGAAGCUCUACCAGGAGAACUGCCACGAGGUCCGAGCGAUCCUCUCCCAGAUGACAAUGGAUCUUCCUCACUACCACAACUUGGAGUGGAGACUGGAUGUCCAGCUAGCCAGCCGCUCUCUUCAGCAACAGGCCGAUCCUUCACUCACCCUCAGACUUCACACGAAAGACAACGGGGUGAUGAGACAGCAAAAUCUACAGACUGAUCCUGCCAACCUGCAGCACAUUACAAAGUCACUGGAGACUGCUCUCAGUGAACUCAGCUCCCAGUACUGCCGCAGGAUUAUGAGAAACAUAAAGUAGACUCGAGUGUUGUUGUGUGCGUAGCUAAUGACUUAUUUUUCCGCAUGCGCUAGUACAAGUACUACGUACGCAUGCGCUUGCGUCGCUGCUUCAGAGAGUGAGACGCGACGAAGAAAGCUGGAGUGAUUAUUAUGCAGAUCCCUGAAGAGGAAUGGAAAAGCUUAAGCCACCGACAGCGAAGGGUUCUAGUGAACAAGGAGAGGAGGCGGAGGAAGAGAAAAACAGCUGCACUGAAACGCGAAGAAGAUAGAGCUGCCGUCGAGAGCCAGCCAGGAUACGUUGAGAGACUGGCAGCAGAAGAGAAGCUGGAGGAUGAGAUAAGACAAAAAGAAGAAGCUGAGAGGUUGCUUGAACACGAGGCAUGGUUGGAGAGGGAGAAGAAAGCCCAGGAUGUAUUCAGGAGGAAGAGAGAGAAAGAGGAGAAGGAGCAGAAAGAGAAAGAAGAGAGAGAGCGUCUGAUCCGCGAGGAGUGGGAGUUGCUGCAGAAGAAAGAGAAGGAGGCAAAGGAGAAGAGAGAGAGACAACGUCAGCAGAAAGAGAAUUGGUUGCUACGGCUACACUUUUUUGUAGCUCCGCCUACCAAUUACCUCACUCCGUACCUUCAUUAUAGUGGCACAGUUGAGAUCAGGAACGUCUGCAAGAAGCCCUCACCACUGAAAACAGGCCAGCCGUUGAAAAGCCAACCCACAACCCACUGGCACCAGACGGAUACACAGAACCAAACGAGAGAAACUAUGGCACGGAGAAAGACUCAAAGAAUUGUCCGUUCUUUCUAAAGACGGGUGCGUGUAGGUUCGGUGACUCUUGCUCUCGUCGCCAUCCCCACCCCGCCUCCAGUACCACUCUCCUCAUACCGGCCAUGUACUCCAGUCUGGGUCUGACGGAAUGGGGUAUGGGGGACCGGGAUGACUCCGCACUGGAGUACGAAGAGGGUGACAUGUACAAGCAAUUUCGGUCGUUCUACGAAGAUGUGUUUCCAGAGUUUGCAUGUGUCGGAAAAGUCGUGCAGUUUAAGGUAUCCUGUAAUUACGAGCCUCAUUUGCGGGGAAGUGUAUAUGUCCAGUAUCAGAGUGAGGAGGAGUGCUCGGCAGCUUACCAGAAGUUUAACGGUCGCUGGUAUGCACAGAGGCAGCUCUCGUGUCAGUUCUGUCCCAUUCAGCGAUGGAGGAACGCCAUAUGUGGUCUGUACAAUCAGAAGAGAUGCCCGAAAGGAAAACACUGCAAUUUUCUGCAUGUGUUCCGGAAUCCCGGUGGAGCCUUUUCCAGAGCCGAUCGCGAUCUCCCUCGCAUCUCUCCUCUCUCCUCCUCCCUCCUCACGACGAAGCUCACGUCACGACCGAAGCGAGCGGACUAGGAGUCGCUCCAGGAGUAGAGAAAGGCAUCGCAGAAGGCGUUCAAGAGAUGGGAGUUUCGACGAUCGUCAUCACAGAAGAAGGAGUAGAUCACGAGAGAGAAGGAGUUCCUACAGCAGUCAAAGCAGACGCCAUUCACGAUCUACCAGCAGGAGACGAGAGAGGAGGAAGAGAGAGAGACAGAGCAGUGAGAGCGAGAAGGAUGAAGUCAGAGACUCUGCCAUCGAGUCUAACAGACUAGACACCGAGAUUUCCGUGAAUAUUUCCACUGCAGAGGGGGAAGAACGAGCUGCGAAGCACAAGAGUAAGAAAAAGAGGAAGAAACGUUCAGUCGAAUCCGUAUCGCCUUCAUCUUCCAAGAGAAGGCACCAUAAGAAGAGGAAACACAAGGGAAGGGGUUCUGAUUCGAGGGAACCAGAGGAGGGGAAAUUUGACAGAGAGGGAACCGUGGAAAAUCCGACCCAUGAGGGAGAAGAGGAAGAAAAGAAUUUCAAAGUUGCUAAAUCGGCCCCAGAAGCAGUGGGGAACUGCGGGAACAAGAAUAUCGCAACGGACAAAGGUUCCCCUGACUCUGGAACCCCCAAUUCUGACCCCUCACACGCCAAACCAGUACCCCAAGGCUCACCAGUGGCGUGAUUUGUGAACAAAAUAUUUACUGAAUCAUGAUGAAUGAUGAGGAUAAUAAUUAUAAUGAUGAUAAAAUGAUGAUGAG
Geodia barretti is the source of this 2768-nucleotide messenger RNA. Lineage: Eukaryota; Metazoa; Porifera; Demospongiae; Tetractinellida; Geodiidae. The record is from the annotation of a GenBank genome assembly.